AUGCUGCCAAAUCAUUCAGAUGAGGAUUUUCGGCAGUCUUCUUUCUUUAAAACAUGGCCUCAGCUACCAUCACCAGAAGACAUCCGUGCCCAGGCUCGUGCUCAAUAUUUAGCUGGAUCUAGCCUUGACAAGCGAAAAGUUUUUGAAGACACAGACCCACAGUGGAAUCCAUCACCUAAUGCAUUUGCAUCAAUGGGUUUUUUUGUCAAGUGGGGCUCCAACAUUACAAUUGCUGAAGGUUAA
Molecule: messenger RNA, 243 nt
Organism: Paracoccidioides lutzii Pb01
Product: phosphotransferase enzyme family protein
Exons: 1
Coding region: 1-243 (80 amino acids)
Source: RefSeq, a predicted model, not a curated record